CUUGUCGCGAUGGAUCAAAUGGCCCAUCAACAGCAAGAGGAAUGGACAGAAGAUGCCGAGGAAGUACUAAUAAACCUUUGGAGGAAUGAGCCCUGCCUCUACGAUGUUAAUGCAAAAAUUUACAGCAAUAAGCAUAUGAGACAAAAAAAGAUUGAGGAAUUUAGCGUUAUCGUGGGGAAAAGUGAUGCUGAGGUGAAGAGGCAUUUAAAUUCUCUUAGAACGCAGUUCAUGAGGUACCGAAAAGCACUUCCAAGCGGAAGCGCUGCUAAAAAACGACCAGCCAGAGACAGCAGUGGGUGCUGGAACAAUGCUCAUGGCUUAUGCCAUAUAUGAAACGGAGGACCUCGCAGUCUACAUUAGAUGUAAGUAUGACUUCAUUACCAGUUUGAAAAUUCUUUUUUCACCUUUUACAUGUUGUCUUUAAAUAAAAAGACAGUAACCCAAUGUGGGACUUCUAGCUUAAAUGACAUUUAAAAAAAAAAGUAAGACCUACAUUUUUUUUAAAGUAAUACCCUUGUCUGUUACUGUCGCUCGCAAGCACGGUACAUGCCUGAUAAAUGUAGAUUGCUAUACCAUAUCAUUCUGCCACUCUACAGAACCAUGUUCAGAUGAAAAAUAUUGUGUCAAUAUUUCUCGUUGACGUUUGGCUGCUGCUGUACUGUUAGGGUGUCUUGGAAGUUGUACAGGUUCCAUUGACUGUUGGCCCCUCCACUGACCUUCAACAACUAAAUGUGUGGAAGCGUUUUCUGUAUCCACAAAACCAGGUGGAUUGUAUUCUGUAUUGCAUCUUAGCAUAUUGUGCAAUGCUGCACAUGCAAACACUAAAGGCUCCACAUUUUCUGGUCUAAUUCUGAUUGUUGUUC
Molecule: messenger RNA, 863 nt
Organism: Anneissia japonica
Lineage: Eukaryota; Metazoa; Echinodermata; Crinoidea; Comatulida; Comatulidae
Exons: 2
Coding region: 10-333 (107 amino acids)
Biological process (GO): regulation of transcription by RNA polymerase II
Cellular component (GO): transcription regulator complex; nucleus
Source: RefSeq, a predicted model, not a curated record